Messenger RNA from Branchiostoma floridae (Florida lancelet), 1129 nucleotides. Its product is annotated as BTB/POZ domain-containing protein KCTD8-like. The record is from RefSeq and is a predicted model, not a curated record. The coding region runs from base 62 to 889 and encodes 275 amino acids. Gene Ontology annotation, biological process: protein homooligomerization; regulation of G protein-coupled receptor signaling pathway. Gene Ontology annotation, molecular function: protein binding. The transcript has a single exon. Lineage: Eukaryota; Metazoa; Chordata; Leptocardii; Amphioxiformes; Branchiostomatidae.
GCAGCCUUAAAUACAAGCAGAUAGGAAAGUAUUGGAGACUAAAUCUGCGGCAUCGGGAAGCAUGUCGGGUCCUGGUGAGGCGUUUCCCGGCGUGGUGGAGCUGAACGUGGGCGGCACGAGCUACAGCACGUCGUUAGAGACGCUGCGGCGCCACCCGGACUCCGUCCUCGGCCGGAUGUUCGCUGCGGGCCCGAGGAGCGAGCCGCCGCGGGACGGUAAGGGUCGGUACUUCGUGGACCGGGACGGGCAGCUGUUCCGGUACGUGCUGGACUACCUGCGGACGGACCGGCUCCUGCUGCCGGCCGGGUUCCCGGAGAAGGAGCGGCUGCGGCGCGAGGCGGAACACUUCCAGCUGAAGGACAUGGUGGCAGCCCUGUCCCAGAACGCCACCGUGCCGCAGUGCCCGCAGUGCGGCCGCGCCACGCUAGCGCCUCUCCAGCACAAACCUGCCGGGGAGACCGGCGACUCCGCCCCGCCCAGCCCGGCCAAACAGGACGGUAAGAAGCCCGGCUUCAUCACCAUCGGGUACUGCGGAACCUUCGCGUUCGGGCCGAACGGCGUGACGGACGUCAAGUUCCGCAAGCUGGCGCGCAUCUUCGUGUGCGGCAAGGUGAACAUGGCGCGGGAAGUCUUCGGCGACACGCUGAACGAGUCGCGCGACCCUGACCGCGGCAUGCCGGACCGCUACACCUCCCGCUUCUACCUGAAGCACACCUACCUGGAGCAGGCCUUCGACAUGCUGGCCGAGGCUGGCUUCGCGCUGGCGUCCGCGGCGGCGAACGGGACGGGGUACAGCAACGUGCAGACCGGGCCGGGCAGCACGGGCGGCGUGCACGAGGCGGAGCGCGCAUGGAGCCACUACAACGAGUUCGUGUUCCAGCGGGAGUAGGGCUGAUGCCGGACCUGCACGUGUGCAAGGAACGGACAAUGGGAGCUGCACCUGGUGACCCGGUCCUACACAUGCACUCACACGGACAGGGCAUUGGGAAUUACACGUGAACUAACGGGAGAACUGGCGUCCAUGAUAUCAACUCUCGUGAAAAACAAGAAAACAUUCAUAUAAACGUUACGAAAAGGAAAGAGAAGGAAAGAAAGAAGCAUCUCCGGCUGGCUGACUUCCCUGCCCAGA